This is a messenger RNA of Solea senegalensis (Senegalese sole), 2345 nucleotides long. RefSeq names its product elongin A (gene eloa). The transcript is spliced from 12 exons. Gene Ontology annotation, biological process: transcription elongation by RNA polymerase II. The coding region runs from base 77 to 2113 and encodes 678 amino acids. NCBI's taxonomy places the organism in Eukaryota, Metazoa, Chordata, Actinopteri, Pleuronectiformes, Soleidae. Gene Ontology annotation, cellular component: nucleus; elongin complex. Gene Ontology annotation, molecular function: protein binding. The record is from RefSeq and is a predicted model, not a curated record.
GCGGAACCUCCUCUUCUCUGCCUGUGUUCCAGUCAGGAUGAAGUAGUUUCCGGGCGUCAGGUUGCCAGCAGUAAACAUGGCGGAGGAGCUGCUGGAAGCAGUGGACAGGCUUCAGUCUCGGCUCCACGAGAACCCGGAGCCUCGGAAGCUACUGAAGACGCUCAAAAGACUUGGGGAGCUUCCUAUGACUGUGGAUAUACUAGUGCAAACUGGUGUGGGCAAGACGGUGAACUCUUUCAGGAAACAUGACGUAGCUGGAGAGGUGGCAAAAAACCUUGUAGCCAAAUGGAAGAAAUUGGUUCCCCAGGCUGCAGACAGACCCAGCAGCCAUGAUAGAGAGGCGUCUCGGUCACACUCAUACCCUCGAGGUCCAUUAGCGAGCAGUGGAGAAGGCCACAGACGCCCCCGGGAGCCCUCACCUGAGGAUGAGCCCUCCUACAUGGAAGAGGAGGAAGAGGAGAGGGGCUACCCCACCAACUACUCACCCUCACCUCCUCAACAAGAGCAAUACAGUCCUCCACUGCGAGGAGGCUAUGUGUCAGAUGAGUACGAGAGCCCUGAACCUGAACCUGAACCUGAGCCUGAGCCUGAGCCUGAACCAAGUCCUCAACCAAGUCCUCCACCUCCUCCUCGCAAAGAAAUCCGCCAAGCCAAACCUCACAGAGAACCCAGCAAGAACCACCACCAUGGUGACCGGAACAGGGACAGAGACGAGGAACGACGGCAACGUCACGCUCAGACAAGUAGUGAUCGAGGAGGAGGAGGUGGUGAAGGAAAGAAACGUGGUACAGACAGAGAGAGACAGCAAAGUCCGGUACAGAAGCCUGGGAAACACAGCAAGAAGUCCAGCACACACGAGAGCAAGAGGGAAGAGAAGAAGAGAGGAGGAGAUGAGGUGCGUUCACGAGCACCAAAGUACUCUCUGCCCAAAGAAGAGGAAGAGUACUUUGAGACUCCAACCAUGUCCUUUGAGUCCUUCCUCACAUACGACGCCCCGAUAUCUGCCAAGAAGAAGAAGAAACCACCACCACCACCAUCAUCGUCGCACAGUCGGCCGCCUCACUCGUCGUCCUCCACUGUGUCUUCCCAUCACACACGCAGCCCUCCACCCUCUGUGAUCCCAUCCUCCUCUUCCUCAUCCUCCUCUAAAGUGAGCAAAGCGAACGGCGCUCAGAGUAACAAGAGGACACAUUCAAGCUCUGGUUCAUCAGCUGCUGCACCGACACCGGAAAAACGGAAGAGGGUGGUGGAAGUCGUUCCGUCUCUGCCUGACAUUCCUCUGCCAGCAAUUCAACCCAACUACAGACCGCUGCCCUCCAUCGACGUCACACCGCUGUCACCGCAGAGGCGUAAAGUUCCUGUCCACAACGACGAGGAGGACGCUGGGUUCACGGGGAAACGGUUCAACUCCAAAAUGGUGGUCUACUCCGGUUCGAAGACUGCUUACCUGCCCAAGAUGAUGACUCUGUACGAGCAGUGCAUCCGCGUGCUGCAGAACAACAUUGAUUCCAUCGCUGAGGUGGGAGGUGUACCAUUCGACAUCCUAGAACCGGUUCUGGAGCGAUGCACGCCAGAGCAGCUAUACCGCAUCGAGCAGAGCAACCAGUGUUUUACGGAAGACUCGGAUGACCUUUGGAUGCGUCACUGUCAGCGAGACUUCAAGCGUGAGUCUCCUCAGGAAUUUGAGUCGUGGAGGGAACUGUAUCUGAGGCUGCACGAUGAGCGCGAGGAGCGACUGAAGAUGCUAACGCAGAACAUCUCCUCCGCACACGCCAACAAACCCAAAGGGCGGCAGGUAAAGAUGGCAUAUGUAAAUUCUGCCGCUAAGCCGCCUCGUGACGUUCGCCGCCGACAGGAGAAGUUUGGUACUUCCAGUGGUUUGUCAACAGCCGCCUCCGCUGCAGCUCCCAUCAAAAUAAGACCAGUUACUACGGACUUUUCUGGUGAGUCCAGUCACUCGUCUUUGUCCCAACAUCACCCUCCCAGCUCGUCCCGCUCUUCUGCACCAGGAGGAGGAGGACACGUCGCUCGAGAAAAGCCACAGGUCAAAAGAAUCGCCCCCAUGAUGGCCAAAACUAUCAAAGCAUUCAAGAACCGAUUCUCCCGCCGAUAGUGAAACAGAGACUGAAUGUAUUUUAUGAAUUCCAUCUGUGUUUUUAAUUUAAGUUUAGAAACAUUUAACUGGAGACUCCUUCAUCCCUACACACACACACACACACACACUCUCCCACCAAACAUAACACACAUGAACUUUACAGUAUUGGUGGAAAGUUAUUAUUUUUAUUUUUUUUUUUAUUUGAAGCAUUGGCGUCUGUUUGUGGGGCUCUUUGAAUAAGUAUUUAAAU